AUCACGAGGCUGUAAAGGACCUAAAACAACAACAAAAACCGCAAAGCUGAGGUGGAAAGAACCUGCAGCGAGCCGUCAGAGAGCAUGCAGUCCCCGGGGAGCGAGGCCGCCGUCACGCCGGGCUUCCACCGGCAGGAGGUCCAGAAGACCACGUGGGAGGUUCCGCACAGGUACACGGCUCUGCUGGCCGUGGGCUCCGGAGCCUACGGGACGGUCUGCUCGGCCAUGGACCAGAAGACCAAGGAGAAGGUGGCGAUCAAGAAGCUGUACCGGCCGUUCCAGUCCCUGAUCCACGCCCAGCGGGCCUACCGGGAGCUGAGGCUGCUGCGCCACAUCCGGCACGACAACGUGAUCUGCCUCCUCGACGUCUUCACGCCUGACACCUCGCUGGAGAAGUUCCAGACCUUCUACAUGGUGAUGCCCUUCGUCGCCCAGGAUCUGGGCCAUAUCAUGAAGAGGAAGAGACUGACUGACCGCAUCAUCACGUACCUGUUUUAUCAGCUUCUCAGAGGCCUGAAGUACAUCCACUCUGCAGGGAUCAUCCACCGGGACCUGAAGCCGGGGAACCUCGCCGUGAAUGAGAACUGUGAGCUGAAGAUCCUGGACUUCGGUCUGGCCCGACACACGGAGAGCGAGAUGACCGGCUACGUGGUGACGCGCUGGUACCGGGCGCCGGAGGUCAUUUUCAACUGGAUGCACUACAGCCAGACAGUGGACGUGUGGUCGGCCGCCUGCAUCCUGGCCGAGAUGAUCACCGGUCAGGUGCUUUUCCGAGGACACGACAGUAUCAACCAGCUGCAGAAGAUCCUCCGACUGACUGGAACCCCAGAACCCCCCCUGGUGGCCAAGAUGCAGAGUAAAGACGCUCAAUCGUACGUGCAGGGUCUUCCACCGCAGAAGAAGAAGAAUUUCAAAGACGUGUUCCCAGACAUGGAUCAGAACGCUGUGAGCCUCCUGGAGGAGAUGCUGCUGCUGGACCCGGAGCGGAGGCUGACGGCCCAGCAGGGACUGUCCCACCCCUUCCUGGCCGAGUAUCACGACCCGGAGAGCGAGCCGGACUCGGAGUCGUACGACGACUCCUUCGAGAGCCUGGAGCUCGCCGUCGGCGAGUGGAAGAGUCUGAUCCACAUGGAGAUCAUGACGUUUGACCCCGUUGAUCCCAGCAAGACGGCCAUGUAGGAGCUGAGAGUGUGUGUGUGUGUGUGUGUGUGUGUGUGUGUGUGUGUGUGUGUGUGUGUGUGUGUGUGUGUGUGUGUGUGUGUGUGUGUGUGUGUGUGUGUGUGUGUGUGUGUGUGUGUGUGUGUGUGUGUGUGUGUGUAGUGGGGGGGCCUGUACAGGAGAAUCGAACCGAGCUCAGGUGUUAUCGGAAACAAGAGACCACUGAACUCAAAGUGAUGUUUCAUUUCAAUCUUUUUAGUUUUUUUCCAAAUAUUUUUCAUAGAAAAACAAAAUUACUGAUUUUUUUCAGCUUUAGCUGUGAAAUUAAGGCUAACAAACUUAUUUAAUGCACCGUAUUUAAGGGCAGGCGUGAGGUUCCACAUCCUGCACAGCAACAGCAGCUGAAAUGUUUGAAUUAUUCAUGAUGAAUCGGGACCAGGGAGUCCAUACGGACCUCACCUGGAUGAAAGCUGAGCUGCAGGAGUCGGCUCAGCCUUGAAAUGGGCCGAAAAUGACGAGCUCCCCGUGAUAAAACCACCCAGCUGAUUCCAUGUGAGUGAAUUCAGGCAGGACCUCCUCAGAACCUGCAGACGAACCCACACCAGGCCCGUUUCUCAGCCCAUGUUCAGCUCACCAACGCAUCAACGCUGGCUGCAGAACUUCUUAACUUGAAUAUUUAGUCUUGAACGACUUGCAUGUCUCACCAAGUUGUUGUGUAACAUUUCAUCUGUUUCUUCAUAUUUGUUCAUUGUUCAACUCCUAAUUAUCCGUUUUCAAAUUAAACAUUUCAAUAUUGUUAAAUAAAACAAAAAAUGUCUAUA
Messenger RNA from Cololabis saira (Pacific saury), 1979 nucleotides. RefSeq names its product STKc_p38 domain-containing protein. The record is from RefSeq and is a predicted model, not a curated record. The transcript is spliced from 12 exons. Gene Ontology annotation, molecular function: MAP kinase activity; ATP binding. Gene Ontology annotation, biological process: intracellular signal transduction; protein phosphorylation. NCBI's taxonomy places the organism in Eukaryota, Metazoa, Chordata, Actinopteri, Beloniformes, Belonidae. The coding region runs from base 85 to 1179 and encodes 364 amino acids. Gene Ontology annotation, cellular component: nucleus; cytoplasm.